CGUUAGAGCAAGGAGAAAGAUGUCGCUGGAAAAUCGCAGAAGGAUGGAGGCUUUAUUCACCGUAGCGCUUAUCUUCUGCUCAGCUUUUACGUCAGGUGUUCAGGGGGACAGCCUCACCAUAUUGCAGGCCCCUGAGUAUGUGUCAUUCCAAAAGGGAGACUGGCCGAUAUCAGGGGAAAAGAUUCCAGAUAUGGUGGCUCUGACUAUGGGCUUCUCCGUCCAGGAGGAUCUCUCCUGGCCAGGCCUCCGGGCAGGUCCUUUGUUCCAGCGUCCCAGGGCCAACGUGCUGGUGGUGGUGAGGGGGGUGGACAGCUUGGCCCUGCCCCAGAGUGUGGCCUCUUACCCCCUGGAGAAUCCGGUGCCCUUCACCCUGGACAGUGUGGCUGAGACGGUUCACACUCUCUUUGCUGAGGACACUCCUGUGGUGCUCCAGCUGGCCCCUAGCGAGGAGAGGCUAUACAUGCUGGGAAAGGCCAACGCUGUGUUUGAGGACCUGCCUGUGACCCUGCAGCAGAUUCGUGCUCGUCUCUCCCAGGAUGGCUCUGUGCUCACCUCCCUGCCACUCAACUCCCUCAGCCGCAAUGCUGAGGCUGAUCUGCUCUUCCUGUCUGAGGUCCAGGUUCUACAUGACAUCACUGCCCUGCUGCAGAGACACAGGCACCUGGCCAAGGACCACUCCCCUGACCUAUACUCCCUGGAGCUGUCUGGCCUGGAGGAGCUGGGUCGUCGCUACGGACAGGACUCCUCUCAGUACCAAGACGCCACUGCCAUUCUGGCCAAUGUCCUACAGAAGUUUGGUGAGGACUUGUUUGGUCUUUAUGGUGACAGCGCGGUGGUGGAGGUUGUCACAGUGAAGAACUUUGAGGCGCCACUUACCAGGAAAUCUCGCUCAAUCCUGGAGUCCAAACAAAUUAGUAACCCUGGCAGUCCCUAUAACCUGGCCUAUAAGUAUAACUUUGAGUAUGCCGUGAUCUUCAACAUCGUGCUGUGGCUGAUGAUCAUUCUUGCCCUGGCUGUUAUCGUCAUCUCAUACAACCUGUGGAACAUGGACCCAGGAUAUGACAGCAUCAUCUACAGGAUGACCAAUCAGAAGAUCAGGUUGGACUAAGGUCUGCCCAGCAACACUCGAGCCCUCCUAUUAGCCCUCUCCUAGUGAAUCUUUGUUUUUCUUGUUUUGUUUGAAAAAUAAAGAAGUGGAGCUGAAGGUGUAGGCCUAAUUCUAAAUGGGUUGGAUAGGUUUAAACAGUAUGGUGAAAAUAAUUCCUCUUAGCAUAGUAUAGGCCAUGGUUGCACUAAUUACAAACCAGAUGGCGUAUACCUAUUCAACCUCUCAGCUAUAGACAAGCUUCUAGUGGUUGGUUAUGGACUUGGGAGUAGACCUCAGAGUAGCAGUUGUUCAGGGAGAGGUAAAGGUCCUAUCCAAUAUAAAUGAAAUGUAUAAGAGAUGCACUUAAUUAGUUAACCUCUGUGCAAUUUCUCAAAGGUGUUAACUAUACAGUAGAUGUGUAGUUUAAUGCUGAGUUGUAACACUAGAGCGGUCUCUGAGGCCUAGUCCUGUACCUUCAACCCCACACUUCACAUUGCUUAUGAGUGUCCUCUUUAGUAGUCGUCCCACAUCCCUGGGGAUUUCAAAUGUCUUGUUUUAUUUUUAUUGUAAAAAGUAAAGAUGAUUAUUCUAAUGCCCUGAAAGACUGAGAAUUGGUGUGUGAUGUAAAUGUUUGUCUCGCUAUUUGAAACUGUUUCUAAGUUAAAGUGAAAUCUAGGUGUGUAUAUAUUAAAGUUAGAAAUAAAAAUAUCCUGAAGGAAACUGCUUUAUUGGUAUUGUGAGAAGGUCUGUGUAACAUUCGCUGGCAGGUUGCAAAGGCGCCUUGCAUGCAUUUUGCGGUUGUAUGACUUUGACAUUUGAAUAUGCAAUAAAUGAAUUACCAUCUAA
This is a messenger RNA of Salmo salar (Atlantic salmon), 1933 nucleotides long. RefSeq names its product Renin receptor (gene renr). Gene Ontology annotation, biological process: positive regulation of Wnt signaling pathway. NCBI's taxonomy places the organism in Eukaryota, Metazoa, Chordata, Actinopteri, Salmoniformes, Salmonidae. Gene Ontology annotation, cellular component: external side of plasma membrane; membrane. The record is from RefSeq and is marked provisional. Gene Ontology annotation, molecular function: signaling receptor activity.